AUGGCUGUCAACAACUCUUAUCAAGCAGUUGAUGGCGAGUCCUCAAUGCGACUGAUCGGUCCUCGGGUUAUUAUAGUACAGGUUCUGAUUGCAAUCUUCCUGUAUAUCAACUUUCUGCUCAUUCUAACUUUUUCCAAGAAGGACUUCUUACACACAAAUAUGCGGUACAUAUUCUUUGCCAACACAUUACUGUCUGAUAGCUUGUUCUUAAUCUUGACCGAUGUCGUGCUCAUCUUGUCCUACUUUGGUAUUCCCAUGCAAAUGUGGCUGUGUCUCUUACUCUACAUAGCGUUGAGUGUAAAUACUUUUGUAACGCCACUUACACUAACAGCUAUGACCCUUGAGCGCUACGUGGCUAUUUGUAUGCCCCUACGCCAUGGAGAACUGUGCACCCCACACUUUGCUCUAUGCAGCAUCCUCAUUCUCCAUGCGAUCAGCUAUGUGCCGGGCUCUGUCAUCAUCUCCAAUUUUAUCGCUACAGCCAGCUCUCACGUCUACACCCAGGCCAAGGUGUGCUCUGUGGAGAUGUUUAUCCUUCAUAAAUGGCAGGGUCAUGUUAGGUCGGCUGUUCAUCAGUCUUACUUCCUCUUCAUGUCCAGCACCAUUGCUUUCUGCUAUAUCAAAAUAAUGAAAGUUGCCACAAAUGCAUCAGGAGAGAAUAAGAAGUCCUUGAGGAAGGGGGUUCAAACUGUGGUUCUCCAUGCUUUCCAGCUCUUGCUCUCUCUCGCACAGUUGUGGUGCCCAUUCAUAGAAAGUGCAGUCCUCCAGAUUGAUUUUGUGUUAUUCGUCAACGUGAGGUAUUUCAAUUACAUAGCUUUCAUUCUAUCUCCAAGAUGUCUGAGCCCUCUCAUUUAUGGCCUAAGGGAUGAAAAGUUUUUUCUUGCAUUAAAAUACUAUGCCCUCUUUGGUUUGUAUAGGAAUAAUUCUCCAGGUUUUGUACGGUGA
Molecule: messenger RNA, 945 nt
Organism: Lampris incognitus (smalleye Pacific opah)
Lineage: Eukaryota; Metazoa; Chordata; Actinopteri; Lampriformes; Lampridae
Product: odorant receptor 131-2-like
Exons: 1
Coding region: 1-945 (314 amino acids)
Biological process (GO): G protein-coupled receptor signaling pathway
Cellular component (GO): membrane
Molecular function (GO): G protein-coupled receptor activity
Source: RefSeq, a predicted model, not a curated record